UGAUCACGUGUUGACUCGUAAUCCGGUAUAGGGGAGGAGAAAGCCUAUCUUCGCUUCAUCUAUAGCCACAGCCUCCUGAUCCUGAUCCUGCUGCCCUGCCUCCUGUCUCCAGCCUCCACACACUCCUCAGCAGCCCAGAGUACUUCUAAACUCCUUGUGGGGUUGUCAAGUCUGUUGGCGUAGGAGUCUCCCAGCUCCUGCACUGCACUUGAAGGGUUGCCAGACAGCGCGGGGUAGCAUCACAACCUCCAGACUCAGCUGUGAGGGACAAGGAGGGAGGAAGGGGUGUGCUGUGUGCUGCCACUGUCACCCCUGCAGCCGUUGUGGCCUGUGCACAUCGGGGGGGAAGGAUCUGCUUCAUUUACCUUGUUUGUAAACUUAUUCAUUUCUUUGUAACUUUAUUUUUGGCUGUGGCCGCCUCGUGUGUUCAGUUGUACAAGUUUCUUUUGUAUGGUUAUCGGCAAUGUUGUGCCUUACCUGCAGCAACAUAACUGUGAUGGAAUGAAAACAUCAAGCUGUAGGAUUAGGCUUACUAAUAUAAUUAUAUAUUUUUUUCUCUCCCAUAUACUAUAAAAAUGUUGACUGUACUUGCUGUAUAGGUAUACUGUACGAGUUAUGUGUUUCAUCCCAAAAUAUGUUUAGCACAGUAGUGGCAACACAAUGCAAUGUUCCGUAACUUGUCUUAUCACAUCCACAAGUGAACCCUGAUUGUGGUGGUGUUGGUGGUGGUGGUUGGGGUGGCUGCGAGGCAAGAACACUCACAUGCUCCAGCGACUCACUCAGUAACUUCAUUAAUCUGAUUUUGUGGCCGGUGGUUCUGCCAUCAGCUUAACAGUGUGUGUCAGUGUGCUUGCAGCGCCCGGCCCGGCCCCCGCCACCACAGCCACACCACAGGCCCACCUCAGGGCUUUGUGUAGCACCUGUUAAUAACAAGUGUGUGCAUACUGAGUUGUCAUGCCUCAUAUUUUUGAGGUAGAUUUCUGUUUCUAAGAGACAAUUUCUGCAUUGCAGUUCAGAGUUAAAUAUUUUUUUCUAUGAAUCCUAAACAGAAUGGCUCCUGAAGCAUCAUGAGUUGUCAAGCCCUGACUCAGUGCCUUACAACCUCUGUGUUAGUCCUUGACCACCUUCUUCUUUAUCAGUAAGUCACUCCCCAGGCUAACCACAGCUUCCUGCACGGGACCGCUGCUGCCUGAAGGAGUCUCCCGCCCCAGCGAGUCAGUAAGUCAGCCGGAGGUCUUGCCGGCCACGGAGGGAGGGGCCAGCGCUGCAAGGGACCAGCCGGUAAUGCUUUAAGUUUGACCUCUAUCAUAAAGUCUGUCUUAAGGAUACAUCCCAUCCUUCACCACCCCACAGGCUGCCUUAGGGAUUCCUGGGGUUAGGGAUGGACGAUGGACGUGGACUGCUGGACGCCGUGACUGCAGGACGCUGACUGUAGGAUGCCAUGACCACAUUCCUCGCUGAUCCUGCCCAUCGUGGCUGUUGCUGGAGGGGCCGUGGGCGACAUCCUUGAGGUAGACUAAUCACCAUCACCACCACCACCGCGCACUGCUGCCACCACCAGGGCCGCCCACCAGACUGUGACCUGAACCACCUGUGUCGUGUGUUCGUGUGUGUGUGUCGGGUGUAUGUACGCACCGGCACAACGCAAGUGUCAGUGUCAUAACCAGUGUGUUUCCGCUCUACUGCAAAGCCACGAGUGUUAGUCAGGUGAUUGCCCGUAAUUUUACACGAGUUGUGACUGCGAUUAAGAAACAUAACGUGUGUAUUUUUUUUGCGUGUGUGUGUGUGUGAGGUGGUACUGCAAUCCCACAACUGUCAGUCACCCGAUCGCCUGUAUUUUCUGCACUCAAGUCAUGACCGCCAUUCGAAAAGCCACAUAACAUCACCACCACGAGUUAUCACAGACAUCUCCACUCUGGAUCUUCACCCACCACAGAUGCAGAAGAGAAGGAGAACCAGAGAACCAUAGAAUUUCCAUCCCUAGUGUUUGAGGUCACCAGCAUUACCGAGAGAUACCAGAGGAAGCGUGAUGCAGCGAUUGUGCGUCGUGAUAGGUGCAGAGAGAUGGCGAACCAGGGAAUCAUAUGCCUUUCACCUCCCUGUCAUAUCACCAUCAUCACCAGCAGUAGGAGGUAACAGCGACUUCGGGCAUCUGGACCUUCAGUGAACAUCUUCCUGGGUGCUUCCGUGAUGGGACCCUCUGACAGCUAGGUUAUCCACUCGCCUAUAGUUCCUUUGCUUAUGCUAGACUUGAGUUCUGGGACCCUGUGACAGCUAGGAUAUCCACUCGCCUAUAGUUCCUUCUCUUAUGCUAGACUUGAGUUCUUGCGCAGACUAACACAGGACAGUCCAUCAGCUCUCCUCGUAAAGCUGAUUUGCCGUACCGAACCCAUUGAAAAAAAGGGAAAACACAAGUGCCGACAGUCGACUCCUACGCAUUUUCGAUCGGUGAAUUUUAGUGUCGUGCAGUGAUACAAAGAGAGAAGGAGAGAGUGACGGAUCGGGGGAACAUCCGGCGAUGCUUCUGCCGCGGUCACCCCCUUGAGGGAAGCUUGUACGAGGGGACCGGGCAUCGUAGGAAUAGUGUUACGUGACGGAGCUGAGUUGUCGAGUGUUUCGUAGUGGUGUGACAAACGGAAAUGCGAUGAUGUAGACCGAGAAGAAGAUGGAGGGCCGCGACGUCGAUGGUGGAGCAGCGGGAAUGGACGACGAAGCCAAGACGACGACGAUUCCAGACGUAAUGAGUAAGGGAGUGAUGGAAAACGCAGCGGAUGGAAACGAUGCAGAAAUACGAGAGGUGGUGAGCGUAGAGGCGACAGCAGUGAAUUCCAAGGCCAGUCAUGACGUAAAAAAAGACGGAGUGGAGGAAGAAGCAGAUAAAAAGAAGAUGGAAGAAGUGGAGAACGUGGAAUCCGUAAAAACAGGAGACGUGGAGGAAACGGAGAUCGGAAAGCGAGAAAAAGCUGCAGAUGUGGAGAAAGAAAAUGGAGAGAAGAAAGAAAAGGUCGCAGAUGUGGAGGAAACGAACGGAAGAAGGGAGGAAAGAGUACCAGGUGUGGAGGAAACAAAGGGAGACGAGGCAGCGGGCGCGGAGGAAAGUGGAGCGAAAACGGGUGUGGAGGAGGAACAAGCCAUGGCGGGUGUGGAACCAGCGCAUGUGGACCAGGAGACAGAGGCAGGUGUGGAAGAGGAGCCUGCACAUGUGGAAGAAGGGAAGGCGGGUGUGGGACAGCCUGCAGGCGUGGUAGACAGUCCACACCCGCUAACUGUGUCGCCCCCCCUGAAUGAUGAGGCAGGCGACGGCGGCGACGACUCGGACUACAUCAACUUCGACGACUUUGAGGUUGUUGACGAUGCAUUUGACGAGGAGGAGGAGGCGGAGGAGGAGGAUGGUGGAAGUGGAAGAGGUGGAGACAAGGCUGAACGACCCUCCACUCAGCACCACCAUCCUCGCCAAGGACGGUCAAACACGGUCUCAUCACGGUCGAAACGAGGUCACCGUAGCAGGUCGCGGGAGAGGUCAAGAAGAAGUAGAGAUGACCCCAAGGAUUCGAGGGAUAAGGGGAGUUACUCUAAGCCAUCAAGGACAAGUUCGAGGUAUAGGGACGGUAGGAGUUCGAAUACACGCUCGAGGAAAGACGACGAAGGGAACGACAGGAGUAGACGCAACGUGAGGUCUCCGAGGAGGACGUAUAGUUCGGAGAAGUCAAGGAGGAGGAGAUCGAAAACCCCCCGGAAGGAUCCACCCUCGUCCUCCUCCAGAAAGGGAUCGUUAUCCUCAUCAUCAUCGAGAAAGGGGGCCUCGUCAUCCGCCCAGAAAUCAGCGUCUUCAUCAAGCAACAGAGCUAAACUAUCAUCAUCCGCGUCCUCAUCCACACCGAGAAGAGAGGCACCAUCAACGUCAAGCUUCCAAAAAAAACCAUCGUCAUCCGCACCAACUCCCAGACAGGAGAGAGACGCGGGUGAGGAGUCCGGCAGGAAACCAGACCGAGACCGAGAGAGCAAGACUGCACCAGAUGAGACCAAAAGGAACGGUGUCAGAGAGAGAGUAAACCAGAAAGGAGAGGCUGCAAGUUUGACCCCAAGUGAAGGUAAACAAAGAGUGAUCGGAACUUUCAACCCGAGCCUUCCCCAGACCAACCAGCAAGGCAUAGAGGCUGCAAAUCUAACCCCAAGUGAAGAUAAACCAAAAAAGACUUCAACCGUAAACCAGCACCUCUCCCAGACCAACCAGAAUGGCGUAGAGGCUGCAAAUUUGACCCCAAGUGAAGAUAAACCAAAAAAGACUUCAACCGUAAACCAGCACCUCUCCCAGACCAACCAGAAUGGCAUAGAGGCUGCAAAUUUGACCCCAAGUGAAGAUAAACCAAAAUUGACUUUAACCGAAAACCACAACCUUUCCCAGACCAACCAGCAAGGCGUAGAGGCUGCAAAUUUGACCCCAAGUGAAGAUAAACCAAAAUUGACUUUAACCGAAAACCAGAGCCCUUCCCAGACCAACCAACAAGGCAUAGAGGCUGCAAAUUUGACCCCAAGUGAAGAUAAACCAAAAUUGACUUUAACUGAUAACCACAACCUUUCCCAGACCAACCAGCAAGGAGUAGAGGCUGCAAAUCUAACCCCAUAUGAAGUUGAACCAAAAUUGACUUCAACCUUCAACGAGAGCCUUCCCAAGACGAACCAGCAAGGCAUAGAGGCUGGAAAUCUAACCGUAAGUGAAGCUAUUGAAAAGACUGGAAGCGAAAACCGAGAUCCUUCCGACAACACCAAAGAUAGAGAGAACCAAGAUGUCUUAAUGGAUGGCUCUGUACCUCCAAGUGAAGCUCGUAAAGAAGGAGAGAAUGGGAGUGAAAACGAAGGCAGAGACACAAAGAAAACGGAGAUCAGGAAACAGGAAAACGGGAAGAAAGAAAACGAAGUGAAAUCUGGGAUAGAAACAAAAGAAAAGAGUGUAGAUAGUAAGGUUGAAGUUGAUGUAGAUGGCAAGGCUUUACGGAGACAUACAGAUACAGUCAUGAAAUUGGAACCCACUGAAAUUGCCGUACAGGAAAAGGUCUUAGGAUCAAAUAGUAUAGAGCUCGGUAACACGGAAUUGAAACCCGAGAACGUAGACUCAAGCCUAACCGACAUUGCAAGAGACAGCAUUGACCCGGACUAUAAGGGAUUGAAACCCACUCUCGGAGAAUCACAAGGAGGAUCAACGACACAAAACAAGGGAUUAGGAGGAUCGAAAACACAACCACAACCACAAACAGCAACCGAGAACAGGAAACCCAAGAAACCAACACCAUCUAUGAGAACCAGAGCAACCAGACGGGCCGAACCGAACGCAACCAUAACCGAAACAACCGAAACGAAGCAGGAGGAAGCAUUGCAACCACCGAACAACCAGGCAACCAAAAACGAGAUGGGUAUUGCCACCAGAACGAGGCGCGGGAAGCAGACCAAGAAAGUGACCAGUCCACCAGUGCUUCCCUUACGACGCAGCACCAGAGGGAGAAAGCAAGUGGAUGGGGCGAAAGAGGAACCCACUAGGCCCUUGACGGCGGGUGGUAAGGACGUGGAGGUGGAUAUUAGGGAUGGAAGUCAAGGUAUCCACGCUCGUAAUGUGGAACGGAUCGCCGAGGAUGAGGAAAACGGCGAAGGUGGUAAAAAAAUAUCGCCGCCCAGUACCGUCAACCUCGUAAUGGCAGACGAAAUCACGAAUUUUGACGCCGAGGAAAAAACAUCAAAAUUAUCAAACGCACGAUCGGCAAGUGAAGACAGGGGCACCGAGGGGGAAGACAAACCUAACUUAACCCCUCCAGAAGACAACCAGGAUAUACCACCACAGGAAGACACUCACACCGCACCGAAAGAGGACAAAAGUGAGAAGCCUGAGAGUGGAAGCGAAGACAACCGUUCACACACGCACGAUGAAGACAAGCCUCCGCAGGUCACCCAGGCGGAGGAAAGGGAUCUUGGGGCAUCACAGAAGAGGGUCAAAGAAGAAAAACGUGACCUGGAAAUGGAGAAAGUCGGGUCAGUGGGCGACAGAGAGGGACAGAGGAAGGAUGAGACGAAGGAAGGGGAUUUUGAGGCAUCACAGAAGAGGGUCAAAGAAGAAAAACAUGACCUGGAAACAGAGAACGCCGGGUCAUUGGGAGACAGAGCGGCACAGGACAGGGAUCUUGAGGCAUCACAGAAGAGGGUCAAAGAAGAAAAACAUGACCUGGAAACAGAGAACGCCGGGUCAUUGGGAGACAGAGCGGCACUGGACAGGGAUCUUGAGGCAUCUCAGAAGAGGGUCAAAGAAGAAAAACAUGACCUGGAAACAGAAAACGCCGGGUCAUUGGGAGACAGAGCGGGAGAGGACAGGAAUUUUGAGGCAUCACAGAAGAGGGUCAAAGAAGAAAAACAUGACCUGGAAAUGGAGAAAACCGGGUCAUUGAGCGACAGAGAGGUGGAGAGGAAAGACGAAAGGGACUCCAAACAAACUGAGGAAAUGAAGACGGAGGAGGAAGAGGAGGAGACAACCAGGAAAGAAAAUGUAGAUGGGGACAUGGGUGAAGGAAAACCACAAGAGGAAGAAGAUUUGAUAAAGAGGAAAGAGGGAAAACAGGAGAAAGAGGAGGAGGCAACCAGGAAAGAAGAUGGAGAUGGGGACAUGGGUGAAGGAAAACCACAAGAGGAAGAAGAUUUGAUAAAGAGGGAAGAGGGAAAACAGGAGAAAGAGGAAGACAGAACCAGGAAAGAAGAUGGAAAUAAGGACACAGACAAAACAAAACCACAAGAGGAAGAAGAUUUGAUAAAGAGGAAAGAGGGAAAAGAGGAGAAAGAGGAAGAGGCAACCAGGAAAGAAGAUGGAAAUAAGGAGAAAAACGGAACAAAACCACAAGAAGAAGAUGCGCUAAAGAACGGAGAGGCAACAGAACUGAUAACCACCAAGAACAAAGGAGACGGAAAUAUAGACGGAACGAAAACGCAAGUAAACAAAAGAACGCUCGACUGCAAGACCGAGAGUGCCGAGAAGAGGAGGCGGAAGACCACGAAGGAGGAGGAGGAGGAGGAGCAGAAGGAGAAGGAUUUAGAAGAGUUCCUUUCCUCCAUCCGUGAAGAAGAGGAGAUGGAGGAAAAUGAUAAGAGGAGGGAGGAGGAAAAAGGGUCUAUAUGCGAUACGAAGACAGGGGUGACCGAGGAAGACAAGCCUGCCGAUGAGCCUCCCAAAAUGCUCUCUUCUAAAAAGCUCAAGCGGUUCGGAAGAGUCGUGAUUGUGGGUGACGCGCGCAUGUCCCUCCUUGCGACCCCAGACAUCCAAGAGCAUCUGAAGGUGGUUGAUCAGGUGCUGGUGGACCCGGAACUCUCUCUACCGGAGCUGCUGAAGGUGGUUGAGAAGGAGGUAGUAGUGAAGAAGAAGAAGGAGGAGGAGGAGGAGGAGGACGCACAAGGUACCCUAUUGCUGUGCCUGGCGGGGCUUCACCAAACACUUGUCCAGUUACAAGUCCCCAAGGAAUGCCAGAGUUGCGGAGAUUUGAGCAUGAAGGAGAUGGUCUGUGCCGUCAAGAACAAGAAAUUCGACUUCAACCUCGUGAACUUCCUGACGAGGAGGAAGAAAAUGGUCGAGAAGGUCCUUGGGAAUGGCUCCAGGGUCCUCUUCUUCCCUGUGCUGCCCGUGGACAUGGGAAACUACAACGCUAUACAGGCUAAGGAGCACUUCAUCGCCACGGGCCACGGCACACCACACGCGGCCAAGGCGGAGACUCUAGACCACCACAUCCUGCAGAAGUUCAAGGACGCCGUGGACAAGGUGAACGGCCCCUUGUACCCGUCGCUCAGCCUCGUCCCGUUCACGUUCAACAGCGCCGCGUCGUGUCGGAGGUUCACGGACGAGCUCCUCCAGGACGGGUACAUGCCCACGCUGGACCUGGUGGAGCGCUACAUCCUCCCGCAGCUGCAGCGUGCCAUCCGGGUCACCACCAAUCUCAGGUUCAGCCAGGUGGUGGUGGUCGGUGACAGGCUCCUUGGGCGGAUGGUGGCUCGGCAGCAGAGGGAUUGUGUCGAGCGGAGCAGCUUUGUCCUGCAGGAACACCCGGGGCUCAGGAGUCUCACCCCCGACAGCCCCGCCAUGAAGCGCCUCUCGGGGCUGUCCAGGGCGCUCGUCUUCCUAAGUGUGAGCUUUGCUGACAUGACUCCCCCGUCCGAGCACCCCAAAGACCCCAAGAAGACCAAGUGCCCCUUCCCGUACGACACUUCCGAGGCGUUGAGACACUUCACGCAGGAGGCCAAGAGGGUGGAGAAGCUGCUGAGGUCCGUCACACACCACUGCACCUUCAUCACCACCCCCAUCCUCCCCUUUGACAGCCUCCUCCUCAGCAUGGACAGCAGCAGGGUGGGGAGCAAAUCAGCAUGUCCACAGAGCAAGACCAUCACCAGGCUGCUCAAGGAGAAGGUCAAGAGGUUCAACAAGGAGGUGUCACAGGCGAACAACAUCCCCUCCUGGCACUUGGAUGAUGACCUGCAGAAGUUGGGCGCCACGUCGAAAUCCAAGGACAAGAAGGGCAAGAACAUCCACCAGGAGAGUGUCGUCGCAGCUGCCGUGUCUUGGGACCACUACCUCGGCUCCCUGCAGUCACUCAACAGGCUGCCAAGGUUCACGACCAUCACCUCGGCUCUGGACAACGCCAAGUAUCUGUCGGAGCCCACCACAGGCACACACAGGGACUCGGCACACCGCCACAGGUGCAGGGACAAGGAGCAGAGACACGCCACCCGCAGCAGGAGCAGGAACAGGAGUAAGGAACGCGCACACAUGAAACGCAAAACCCGCAGCCGUAGCAGAAGCAGGAGUAAGGAUCGCAAGCAGAAAACUUGCAAAACCCGCAGCUGUAGCAGAAGUAGGAGCGAGGAGCGCAAACUGAAAACUCGCAGUCGCAGCAGAAGCAGGAGUAAGGAUCGCAAACACAAAACUCGCAGAACCCGCAGUCGAAGCAGAAGUAAGGAACUCAACCCCACCAAUCGGAAACCCUGCAGCCGUAGCAGAAGCAGGGAGAGGAGCGGGAGUAACCACAGACACAAAACCCACAGUCGCAGCAGAAGUCUGAGCAAGGGACACAGACACACUCGUAAAACCCGCAGUUGUAGCAAAGACAAGAAGGCGAAGCGGAUAAACGUGAACCGUCCAUCCAGCCCGGGACUAGUCGACAUCAUCUCCCCCGCCUCGUCGCCAGUACCCGAGGGCGACAGCAUGGAUUUGGACAACGUAUCCUCGGGUGACAUCACUAUCUCUUCAUCGCCCUGCUCCAGCAUCAACAGCCCUGAGAACUUCAUCGACAGCAGUCCGUCACCUACCCCCGGCGACACCCCAGACAUUAGACCUCUCAUGGCGGAUAUGCAGCCCCCUAGUGUAGCCAUGGGGUCUAAGUACAAGUCACCCAGCCCUCAGCGGUGGAAGUCAGCCCUGGAUGGUCUCCGCGCACCCUUGCUGAAAACCCCGACAACCUUGGACCCGAAAAUUACCGGUCCCAGAAGUAAAAGUCCGAAGGUGCUGAGAGGGAGGAUGUCGCAGAGCGCUUCCCCUGCCAAGAACAGAAGGUCCCUCAGCCAGUCCGUGCAGUCUACCUCGAGGGGUAAGAGUCCUAAGAGUCCUCUCGCCAGGGUCAGGUCCAUCUCAAGAGGCCGGCGAUCUGUUUCAAGAGGCCGGCGAUCUGUUUCAAGAGGCCAGCGAUCAGUUUCAAGAGGCAGACGCUCGAUCUCAAGAGGCAGGUCAUUGUCAAGAGGCAGAAGGUCGUUGUCAAGAGGUCGCAGGUCAAGGUCACUGUCAAGAAGUAGGAGGUCCAUUUCAAGAGGACGGAGAUUGCUUUUAAGAGGUCGGAGAUCGCUUUCAAGAAUCAGAAGAUCAAUUUCCAGACUCAAGAGGUCGCUGUCGAGAGGGAGGUCGAUUUCAAGAGGACGAAGAUCAGUCUCAAGAGGAAGAAGGUCAGUUUCAAGAGGCAAAAGAUCAGUUUCAAGAGGACGAAGAUCGAUAUCAAGAGGCAAAAGAUCAGUCUCAAGAGGAAGAUCAGUUUCAAGAGACAAAAGAUCACUUUCAAGAGGACGAAGAUUGACUUCAAGAGGCAAAAGAUCGGUUUCAAGAGGAAGAAGAUCAAAUUCACGAGGCAAAAGACCAGUCUCAAGAGGAAGAUCAGUUUCAAGAGGACGAAGAUCGAUUUCAAGAGGCCGAGGCAAAAAAUCGGUCUCAAGAAGAUCGAUCUCAAGAGGACGAAGAUCGGUUUCAAGAGGAAGAAGAUCAAUUUCAAGAGGAAGAAGAUCGAUUUCAAGAGGAAGAAGAUCAGUUUCAAGAGGACGAAGAUCAGUUUCAAGAGGAAGAAGAUCAAUUUCAAGAGGAAGAAGACCGGUCUCAAGAGGAAGAAAAUCAGUCUCAAGAGGAAGAUCGGUUUCAAGAGGAAGAAGAUCAAUUUCAAGAGGAAGAAGACCGGUCUCAAGAGGAAGAAAAUCAGUCUCAAGAGGAAGAUCGGUUUCAAGAGGAAGAUCAGUUUCAAGAGGGAAAGGAAGGUCGCGAGGUCAGCAGGACUCCGAGCGGAACACCUUGGUUCAGGACGCGCUCAUCACCCUUCGCGAGGUCCACGACAAAGAGUGCGAGAUGUACCGUACCAACUCCUCCCUCCACCCUCUCAUCGGCUUCGAGUACGAGCGUUUCUGCGAGAAGAAGACUGGCAACAUCCUGGCCCUUGGUGGCGACCCCUCACAAUACGAUGUUACCGAUGAGUGGAGGAUCUUCUGGACCAAGCGCCUCGAGGAACUCCUGGAACAGUCCUGGGCAGUGAAGAUGAAACAGUGUCUUGAGGUGUUAUCAUCCGGCAAAAAGUCUCGUCGUUCCUCCUCCUCCUCUUCCUCUUCCUCAUACUCCAGUGAUAGCUCUCGUUCGGAUACCCAGGCCAGGAAGAAGAGGAAGAGAAGGAAGAGGAAGAGGAAGAGAGAGGAGAGGACCCAGAAAUAUCUAGGAAGCCACUUCGCCAAGAAGCAAAAGUGGGAGAGUCCAGUGAUAGACUACCCAGUGACUAUGCUGCCGGACAUGACCAAACUAAGCCAGGAGGUCGAAUACAAAGAGAGUCACAUGCCGAGCCUUCUGGGGAGUGCCAACAGGGACGGACAGCGACGCACACCACUCGACAACCUCACGCAGCCACCGGUCCGCCAGCCAGGCCCUCCGUCGCUGGUGGAGGCCAUGAGGGGAGGCUUGGGACAGAACAUAGCGAAGAUGCAGGAUGUGGAGGGUAAGUGGUACCUCCCAAGUGCUCCGGGAGUGUCCGAUCACCACAAGAAGGAUAUGAGCAAGUGGUACUGUUUGAGCAUGCAAGGACCUUCAGAGAGCAUGGAGGAGGUUCAGAGCAGAGGAGAGGAGGAGGAGGAUAGUGGGCAGGCUCCGGGUAGCUGGCGCCAGACCCUCUCCGGUGCCCAACACACCACAGAGCACAGUCGAAACUUUAUCCCCAUGGACGAGUUGCUUCACGACGAGAUGGAUGUGAUGGAGGAGGUGGGAGAGGAGCUGGACGAGGAAACAAUUCCACUGCCGAGCCGACCUGUCAGGGACCUGUGGAUGGCCAUCUCAGGUCGGCAGGCACUUGGUGAUGAUCCUCAGUGUGAAGGGCGCAGCGACCAGCACCAGGCAAGGGACGGCCAGGCACAGCAGAGUGGCCCCACACGGCCUGGUCAGCGUGGGGACGCCUUCAGCCACGGGGCGGGGAAGGAGAUGCAGGGGGCCACAUACAGCACCAGCAACAGCGGCAAUAAGCAAGGCAUCGCAGAAAUGUUCAGGUCCUUCGCAGCAGCUGAGCACUCCACCACCACAAUCACCGCCACCACCACCUCCGCCACCAGGGGUGAGUCCUCCACCACAGCGCUGGGGAAGGCCGCCAAGGUGGACGUGGACGUGGUGAAUGUGCUGGAGGUCCUGACGCACCUCGGGGACAAGCUCGGCACCCUCUUCCCGUCCCUCAAGCUGCUGCACCAGCGGGCGGUGGAGCUGCAGGACAGUGGCGUGGACCCCAUCGUGGUGGUGAGCGACAUGGACAACAAGUUCCUUCUGGAGAUGAUACGGGAGAAGCUGCGCCGCAUCCUCCAGGACGGGCAUCUCAGCGUGAUCAAGAAGGCCAUCGUUGAGGAGGCGGAGCAGCGGCUGUCCUUCCUGCUGGCCCGACAGACCCAGCAGACCAUCCUGGGGGACAUCAGCCUCAGCCACCUGGCCCGCCGCUGCCUGGACAUGGACGCCCCCGCCACCGUCGCCUACAUCCGCGAGGUCCUGCGGUACCAUGGCCAGCCGAACCCCUCCCAGGACCAGCUCAUGAAGGCGUACAUGGCAGUCAAAGCGGAGCAGCUCAAGAUCGUCCGGGACCAGCAGGACGACUUUGCCACCUCCGCCAAUGACCCCAAGCCGCCCCAGCACACGAACCUUGGCGGGGGCAGUGCAGGGCUGUCCCGAGCUACAGCCUUCACCGAGGAGACUAAGUCAUCACCACACGCACGCUUCUCAGGGGACACUCAAGCACCUGUUUCUGACCCCCUCAAGCGACCAGGAUACCUACACUUCCUCAGGUCCAGAGACAGUGUAGGGCCGCCACCACCUCCUGCUCUUACCAUGGACCCCAAACGACCAGCAUACGCCAACUACGUAAUGUCCGGAGGCAGUGUACAGUCCCCUGAGGCCCCCGGUCAACCCUCACACGCACUCUUCGCAUCUGUCGAGGGGAGUGUACUUCCAUCACCCACUCCAACUGUUCCCAAGGGCCCUAACCAAGCCUCACAUGCACUCCUCGCAGGGGCCGUGAGCAGCGCAGGGCAGUCACUCCCUCCUGUCGUCAUAGAUGCACUCAAGGUUCUCUCAGACAUGAACGUCCUUGCACCCGGCAGCACUGUACUCCCGUCACCUGCUCCUGGUAUCAGCGACCCCCCCAAGCUACACCCACGUUCACAGUUACGAGGGGCUGCGGGUGGUAUGGGGCCGUCACUCUCUGGGGCCUCAAAACAACCACCACAAGUUCAGAUCUCCCGGGGCGCCACCAGCCAGCCUCCACGACCACUCCACGGCCUCCUGCCAACACCCAAGGCUCACUGGUAUGAUGCCGUGAUGCCGAGGGGUCCUGAACACGAGAACUCAGGCCGCUGGGGCAGGUGGAACACAGACCAGACCAAGACCGGGUCACCCUCCACAUCCCACUUCACCUCCACCCACUCUGCCGCCACAACACGCGGAGGGGAGGUCACGUAUCGACAGAGGUCACCGAAACGGGUCGCGAAGAAACCGAAACCAAUAUGUAUCACUCUCCCGAAGAAUCAACCGCAGAAGAACUUUGUCGGGGUGAUUAACCCGCUCGGAGACGACACGGAGGAGGAAUAUGAAUGUGAGCCCCAAGUAUCAGGACAUGGUAGGAAAGGGUUUGACAAUGGGUUAAAAUGCGUGUUUGAAGGAAUAAAAAUGUGGGUUCUGGGACGGACUGGCUCUCCCUCCCGCCUUGACAGCAACCAACCUCCCUCACCUUUUCCUUCUGUUUCGCCUCCUUCAGCGACCCCCGAGCCUCCACAGCCUGUCAGAAUAAAGAAAACGACAAUGGCAGAUUCAAAUACAGGGAAGGAGACCAACAACCUCGACCCACAGCCCAGCACCAGCAGAAGCAGAAGCAACAGUAGCAGUAGUAGUAGUAGUAGUAGUAGCAGCAGUAGUAGCAGUGAUAAGGGUAGUGUAAAAAGUAGUAGUAGUAGUAAUUCUGUUCAGAGUAGAAGUAGCGUUAAAAGUAGCAGCAGUAGUAGUAAUAGUAGUAGUAGUAGUAGAAACAGUAGUAAUGAUGGUGAGAUUAAUGGGAGUGCUGAGGGCCCUUCUGCAGCUGAUUCUGAGGGCCCUUCCGUGGCUGACUCUAAGGUCCCUUCCAUGGCAAGUGCUGAGGUGCCUUACGUAACCAAUGCUGAGGCCCCUUCUGUGUGUUAUUCUGAUGUCUCUUCUGCGUCCGAUUCUGAGGCUCCUUCCGUGGCUGAUUCUAAGGUCCCUUCUGUGGCUGAUUCUAAGGCCCCUUCCAUGGCAAGUGCUGAGGUGCCUUACGUAACCAAUGCUGAGGCCCCUUCUGUGUGUUAUUACGAUGUCUCUUCUGCGUCCGAUUCUGAGGCCCCUUCCGUGGCUGAUUCUAAGGUCCCUUCCGCCACCAAUACUGAGGUCACUUCUGCGUCCAAUUCUGAGGUACCUUCCGAGGAUGAUUCUGAUGUCCCUUCCGUCGCUGAUUCUAAGAUCCCUUCCACCAACAAUGCUGAGGUCACUUCUGCGUCCGAUUCUGAGGUCCCUUCCGUGGCUGAUUCUAAAGUCCCUUCCGCCACCAAUGCUGAGGUCUCUUCUGCGUCCGAUUCUGAUGUCUCUUCCGAGGCUGAUUCUGAGGUCCCUUCUGUGGCUGAUUCUAAGGCUCCUUCCGUGGCUGAUUCUAAGGUCCCUUCUGCCACCAGUGCUGAUGUCCAUUCUGUGUCUGAUUCUGAUGUCUCUUCUGCGUCCGACUCUGAGGCCCCUUCCGUGGCUGAUUCUAAGGUGCCUUCCGCCACCAAAGCUGAGAUCCCUUCUGUGUCCCAUUCUGAGGUCCCUUCCGAGGCUGAUUCCAAGGUCCCUUCUGCCACCAGAGCUGAUGUCCUUUCUACGUCAGAUUCUGAUGUCUCUUCUGUGGCUGAUUCUGAUGUCCCUUCCGUCGCUGAUUCUAAGCUCCCUUCCGCCACCAAUGCUGAGGUCCCUUCCGCUAACGACGAGGGAGAGUUCUCAGUGAGGAAGAUCAUCGACAUCCGUUGGGUCAAAGAUGAGUGUGGGCGGGAGGAGUCACGUUUCCGAGUGCGCUGGGAGAACUACUCUGCUUCCGACGACACCUGGGAGCCCUUGGAGAACUUGGAGGGUCUGAUUGCACUGAAGGAGUUCAUGGAUUAUUAUAAGAAGAAGCGGUUAAGGCGAGCCAGGCGCCUGAAGAGACUCGGUCGGCGUGCAAGCGAGGCGGACAUUCGCCACGUCAACGUCCUGAGUAAACACAUCGACAAGAUCUCCCAAAAGAGUGUGAAGAGAACCCAGCAGGGACAGAAUCUUUAUCGGGUGACGUGGCACGACGACGCGGGUGAGACGUGGGAGCCCGAGGCGUACCUGGCCCACGCCUCGGACAAGGUGGAGGAGUACGCCCACAAGCAGCGCAUCAAGCGGAAGAAAUCCUCGGCCAAGGUGUACGAGAGCGAGGCGGUGGCGGCGAAGGAGGAGAACCCGGACCAUGUGAGACGCCAGGAGGAGAGGAAGUUCUUUGAGAGAGUUCAGAAAGGGGAACUGGCACUUGAGGGCGACCUGUACACCCGGGUCAAGUCACGGCACGCCUCCUCAGCCUCGGCCAAGAGUCAGAGUGACACGCCCUCGCCAGCCACCAAGACCCAGACCAAGAGGACGCCUGCGAAGGGAGCCAGACCGACGCCUGUGAAGGGAGCCAGGCCGAGGGGCAGACCAAAGAGGAAGAAGCCCCCAUCAGACUCAUCAGACAACACGGAAAUGGCUGACAGAGAGCGGAGUGCGAGCCCAGUGGCCGGCACCUCCAGGCAGGCCGAUGACGAGGUGCACCGGCAGGAACAGGGACAGCCAGAGCAGGAGGAGGUUGUGGUGGGCAGGAUCAUCGCUGGGCUGCCAGAGUAUGACCCCGAGGAGAGCAAGGAGAUCUUCAAGAGGAUGGAAGAGCGAGUCGUCAUCUUGUCAAAGGAGGAGUUCGUGGACGCUGUUCGCCAGGACGACUACCAGCUGAUACUUGCCAGCAUGCGCAGCGGCAGCACCCCUGACAUGGACACGAUGACGCAGCUGUACCUGCAUGCGGUGCGGAGCGGCAUGACGGAUAUGGCGCUGCUGCUGGCCAGGCAGGUGCCGGACCUCACCACACAAAACACGUGGGGGGAGAACGCCCUCACCAUGGCCGCCAUGAUGGGGGACAUCAGGCUUGCCUACGGCCUGCUGGCGAUGUGCUUCCCGCUCAACGCACGCAACAGUGAGAACCAGACAGCCUACGAGAUCUCCAACCUCUACAUGCACAGGAGUUUCCAGAGAUUCUGCGAGAGCUUCAGCGUGGCGCACAACAUUCCUCUUGAGUGACUGCACUGCCCACCAAACACAGUGUUGCAUUAACCCAUUCCAUGCCAGUGCGAGGGUUCAUCUCGUGCUGGUUUUUUCUUUAGGUUUUAAGAAUGAAACUGAAAAUGUCUCGGAGGUGUGGCACUGAAUUACGGUAAAUUUUCAACAAAACAAUUGACAAUUAACACUUGGGAACAGAGACUGGCUGUGGCCCAUUGCUUAGGUGCUGAGGAGGGCAGUGAGCUGUUCCUGUCAUCAACCACUCCCUGUAUGACUGUUGAGACUGCACCUGUCCUUGCUGUGUGAGUCCGAGUAGUUCUGUGACACUGCAAACUUCCUAAUCUCAUGCUAGGAUGUCUUCUGUUGACCUGUAUCACUUCCUAGGUAGUUUAUAAAGUAUCAAACACUCCUUGGUCUCUUGUACGUAAUUUAAGCAAACUCUAGACAUGGUAGUGUCAGUUAGGUGGGUACCAAUGGUUAGACUAGCCAUUGGUACCAACUUCGACACAACACCAUGUCUAGAUUUCGCUCACAUUCUAUUCCAAUAGGUCAAAGCCGUUCGGUACCUUCUCCGACAGUUGCACUUAAAAGAACCUGCCGAGCCAUCCAGUUAAAGAUUCAGCCAGUAUUUUUGUCUUGACGUUCUAGGCAAGACAUGAUUUACAGUAUAUAUGGCACGCUGAACACACACACACACACACCUACGUCUCCAUACAACAUGACCUUUAUUUGUGUAAGGUAACGCAUUGUAACUUUGCUUUUUAUUUUGUGGAGCACGACGUAUCUGUCCUAUCCAUCCACCUCCCUCACAAGGCAGUUGAACCAUAUAAUACUUUCCCUGUACAAAAAAAUAUAGUCUUCCACCCAGCGAUGUCAGAUUACUGUACCCAGGACAUCGUAUUUUCUGGUUUCCGAUUUUAACGAUAUCAAUGAUCAGUCCGACCAUGUGUUGAGGAUGACCAGGCAGUGUCACGGAACAACUCUGGUGCAACUCUCGGGCAUUCUACUUGUGAGAGGGAAUGGUUGACGCCUCUUGUUCUGUAAAUCUGCACACUAUCCUCUUUGGCAUCAGUAUCCUUAAACAUAACACUCGUAAACUCUUUUGGUCCUAUAAACGUAGUCAGAAAGUAUAAAGCUUAGGUUAGUUAGUGUGGCCUUAUCAUUUUUUUUCAUGCAUUCAUCUUUGACAUCUUUGAAAAUAUAAUGCUUUGCUUAAAUCCUGUGUGGCCUUAUCAUUUUUUAUUUCAUUCAUUCAUCUUUGAAAAUAUAAAAGCUUUGGUUAAAUCCUGUGGCCUUAUCAUUUUUUUUUUUCAUUCAUUCAUCUUUGAAAAUAUAAAAGCUUUGGUUAAAUCCUGUGGCCUUAUCAUUUUUGUUUCAUUCAUUCAUCUUUGAAAAUAUAAAAGCUUUGGUUAAAUCCUGUGGCCUUAUCAUUUUUUGUUUCAUUCAUUCAUCUUUGAAAAUAUAAAAGCUUUGGUUAAAUCCUGUGGCCUUAUCAGUGAUGCAAAACUAUCUGCAUGUGUCAAUGAUAAUUCAAAGGUGAACUUUUGCUAACGAAACUGUGAAGGCAAUUGUACCAUAUAACAUUUCUCCAGUACAAGAAAGAUAAAGUCUUCCACCUCCCUCACAGACUAAAGGGCAAUUGUACCAUAUAAGUGUUUCCUGUACAAGAAGAAUAGACUUUCAGCUCCCAAACAAAACUGUGAAGGCAAUUGUACCAUAGAACAUUUCUCCAGUACAAGAAA
Molecule: messenger RNA, 17829 nt
Organism: Eriocheir sinensis (Chinese mitten crab)
Lineage: Eukaryota; Metazoa; Arthropoda; Malacostraca; Decapoda; Varunidae
Exons: 16
Coding region: 2666-16108 (4480 amino acids)
Source: RefSeq, a predicted model, not a curated record